GUUUGUUUGUUUUUUUUGGUGGGAGGGUAAGAGGUUCGGAGCUGCGAUGGACUGGCAUGGCAUGGCUCGCCUCGGGUUCUUUCUAGCGGCUGUGCUGCAUGGAAUGUGGGGACUGAGCGCUGCCUGCCCCGAGUCCUGCACCUGCACCAUCUCCAGGAUUGUUUGCGUCGAUCACGAACCGGGCAUCGAGGAUUUCCCGCUGCUCACGCUGGACGACAUGGAAAACAUCACAGAGAUAUACAUUUCCAAUCAAAACAGGCUGUUUGAACUCAACGACAACAGUUUGAGGCACUACAUCAACCUACGGAACCUCACAGUGACAAAGACCAGACUGAUGUCCAUAUCCUUGGACGCAUUUUACAACAAUACGAGACUUCAAUACGUAAACCUGCGAGACAACAACCUGUCAACGUUGUCAUGGAGGACUUUUCAGAACUUUAACGCCACCUAUUCGCUCCUGCUAUCCGGAAACCCUCUGGAUUGUGUGUGUGAGAAUGUAUGGAUCAAACUGAGGAGCCAAGAGGAACCGGAAGGGCAGGAUCUGAAAUGCAUAGAUGAUAGAGGAGCAGCAAAGGCCUUCGCCGCGCUCACUCCGCCCGACUGCGUGGUUCCCCAAGUAGAGGUCACCCCCACGGUGGUGACUGAGAUGGAGGGAGGUACUGUCAAAGCUGUGUGCAGGGCGUCGGGCUCACCUCCUCCAGAGAUCCUGUGGAACGUUUACAUGAUUUCCUCUCGCUCCGACAUCAAAUCUAUGGAUAUGGCGUAUAGUCUGACCUUAUCAGACCUUUCUUCAGAAGAUAACGGCAGGCUGAUCGUCUGCAGCGCUGAGAACAUGGUCGGUCAGACGGAGGCCACACUGCAGCUGAAUAUUCUCUUCGCCCCCACCAUCCUGCAGCUGUUGGAACCAGAGCAGGGCCACCACUGGUGCAUCCCUUUCAGUGUGACCGGCAACCCUAAGCCCGAACUGCAGUGGUACUUCGGGAACGUGACCCUCCAGGAGCAGGACUACAUCCGCACCAUGUACCACCAGACCUUCAACAGCGAGUACCACGGCUGCCUGCAGUUGGUCAACCCCACGCACAUCCACAAUGGCAUGUACAGGCUGGUGGCCAAGAACGAGUAUGGGAGGGAUGAGAAGAAAGUCAAGGCCCAGUUUAUCGACCCACCGUUAGACCACACAGAAGAUUCUUUCUACUAUUACACGACUGACACGCCGCUGCUGGACGAUAGCAUUGCUGUUUACGUCAUCGUGGGAAUUGCCGCAGUGGCGUUGACUGGCUGUGUUCUUAUGGUCAUCAUUCUCAAAUAUGGAAGAAACACCAAGUUUGGAAUAAAAGGCUCCUCCUCAGUCAUCAGCAACGACGACGACUCCGCCAGCCCUCUCCAUCACGUCUCCAAUGGCAACAACACCCCGUCGUCCUCCGAAAUGGGUCCAGAUGCAGUGAUCAUCGGGAUGACAAAGAUUCCUGUCAUUGAGAACCCGCAGUACUUCGGCAACUCGGGCAGCAUGCUGAAACCUGACACGUUCGUCCAGCACAUCAAGAGACACAACAUUGUCUUGAAGCGGGAGCUCGGUGAGGGCGCAUUCGGCAAGGUCUUUUUGGCCGAGUGCUACAACCUCACCCCCGACUAUGAAAAGAUCCACGUGGCCGUGAAGACUCUGAAGGAGGCCAGCGAGAGCGGGCGGGCAGACUUCUACCGGGAGGCGGAGCUCCUCACCAACCUGCAGCACGAGCACAUAGUCACUUUCUACGGCGUGUGCGUGGAGAGCGACCCUCUCAUCAUGGUCUUUGAAUAUAUGAAACAUGGCGACCUCAACAAGUUCCUCAGGUCUCAUGGCCCCGAUGCGGUUCUGAUGGCUGACAGCCAGCACAGCAUCCUGGUGGAGCUGACCCAGUCCCAAAUGCUGCACAUCGCCCAGCAGAUUGCGGCCGGCAUGGUCUACUUGGCCUCGCAGCACUUUGUCCACAGAGACCUGGCUACCAGGAACUGCCUGGUCGGGGAGAACCUGCUGGUCAAGAUCGGAGACUUUGGCAUGUCCAGAGACGUUUACAGCACAGACUAUUACAGAGUAGGAGGUCACACGAUGCUGCCCAUCCGCUGGAUGCCCCCAGAGAGCAUCAUGUACCGACGCUUCACCACAGAGAGCGACGUGUGGAGUCUGGGCGUCGUCCUGUGGGAGAUCUUCACUUACGGCAAGCAGCCCUGGUACCAGCUCUCCAACAAUGAGGUGAUCGAGUGCAUCACGCAGGGGCGGGUGCUCCAGCGGCCCCGCACCUGUCCCAAGGAGGUGUACGACCUGAUGCUCGGCUGCUGGCAGAGGGAGCCCUACAUGAGGCUCAACAUCAAGGAGAUCCACGCAAUGCUCCAGAGCCUGGCCAAGGCCUCCCCCAUCUAUCUGGACAUACUGGGCUGAGGAGGUGCUGUACAGUGCGUGUGUGUGUGUGUGAGUGUGUCAAGAGAGAGAGAGAAAGAGAGAAACGAGGCAGGGAGGGCGUGCGACUGUGUACAGUACCUGGCUGUAAAUGUUAACUGUCCUCAUUACGUUGAGAAAAAGCCUUAAAUUUGGAGUCGUUUUUGCUUUGCUUUA
Messenger RNA from Doryrhamphus excisus (bluestripe pipefish), 2590 nucleotides. RefSeq names its product neurotrophic tyrosine kinase, receptor, type 2b (gene ntrk2b). Gene Ontology annotation, biological process: cellular response to brain-derived neurotrophic factor stimulus; positive regulation of neuron projection development; multicellular organism development. Lineage: Eukaryota; Metazoa; Chordata; Actinopteri; Syngnathiformes; Syngnathidae. The record is from RefSeq and is a predicted model, not a curated record. Gene Ontology annotation, molecular function: brain-derived neurotrophic factor receptor activity; ATP binding; brain-derived neurotrophic factor binding. Gene Ontology annotation, cellular component: signaling receptor complex; axon; plasma membrane.